AUGAAUCCAUUUGAUCAAAGCGUUAAUAGAGAUUGUUUGUUUAAUAAUGUAACAGGAAAAGCAGUUUCUCCCAAAGUUUGCGAUUUUUUGACCAAUGCAAACACGAUGGAUCACCAACAGAAGUUGCAAUUUUUGGAAGAAUAUGCAAGUUCGCCUGAUCGCUUUGAAAAACCAAUUAAAAGAAAUACUAUUUUGAAUUUUGCUUCAGAUUGCAUUAAAAAAGUUCAAAAAAGUUCGGAGGGCAAGCAAGCCAUACCCCCUAAAAAUCAUAUUGAAAUCAUUGACGGUUUUUAUUUCCUAAACGUUUUGGGUCCAUCGUUUCCGCAAACUUUUGGAAAAAUAUCUGAACAUGUAUUGCGAAAGAUUUGUGGUAAAGAUGCAUUGGAAAUACAUUUAGUUUUUGACAGAUAUUUGUCCCCAUCGAUUAAAGAUGCAGAAAGGCACAAUCGACAGGAGGUCGACAUUCCAUUUUCAAUUGUUGGACCUUUACGAAAAAGACAACUUGAUUUUAAUAAAAGCCUCAAAAAUUUUAGGUUUAAAGAGGCACUUGUUGAAUUUUUUGUACAGUACUGGGAAGAUUAUUCUAUGACGUCGUUUAUUCAAAACAAAACAGUUUUCAUUACUGUACAAGAACGGUGCUACUCUUACCGUUCUGUUAAUGGAAGAAUUUUCAAAAAGGAGGAGGGAGAUUUUGAAUGUCAGCACGAAGAAGCUGACACUCUUAUACUUUUUCAUAUGAAUAAAAUCAAUCAAAAUUCGACAAUAUUAGUAACCGUCUCUGAUACCGACGUUCCAAUUAUUUUACUAGGUAACAUCCAUACAUUUCCUGAUAUGGACAUUUACCUAGUAACUUCCUUUGCGCACAAAGAAGAUUUUAAGUGCUAUAGUAUAAAUGAUGUCGCAACUUCUCUGAGUCCAAAUAUCUGCCGUGCCUUGUCAGCUUUUCACGCAUUUAUAGGCUGCGACUACACUGCAACGUUUUAUAGACAAGGAAAAGUACCACCCUUUAAGUUGUUGCAGAAAAAUGACUAA
Psylliodes chrysocephalus is the source of this 1032-nucleotide messenger RNA. The record is from the annotation of a GenBank genome assembly. NCBI's taxonomy places the organism in Eukaryota, Metazoa, Arthropoda, Insecta, Coleoptera, Chrysomelidae.